AUGGAGGAGUGUGAGAGUUUGGACACCGAGAUGAUGGAGCUGCAGGACUUUCAGAGUGAGGCCAACAGCCAGGACGACGAAGACGAGGUGGAGGAACUCCAAAACAGGUGCCCAACACUCUGGAUUGGAAUAGUUUAAUGGCUUGAAUUAUUGCUCACUUCUUGUCAAUCCAUGCCUCUUUUUCUUAAAGAUAUAAACAUGAAAUUUACCAAAUGGAGUCUAUGAGAUACAACUUGUUUCUGGACUUUGAGGUCAUUUAAAAAGUGUAUACAAGGAACACAAAGCAACUCUAUUCAGUGAUCAUCGUUUUUUGUUUAGUUUUUUUUCCUUAUAUAAGGAAAUAAAUUAUAUCAGUCUAAGUUUCUAACAUUUAUGAGAUUCACCAUGCCAUUUUUUACAUCUCAUUAAUCAUGUUUCAUUCUGGUGCGUUAGCUACCUUUGCCAUGUCAGAAAUAGUAGGAGACACUGAUAUGUUGAGCGUAUCUGGGAAAGCACAGGCAUCUCUUCUCUAAUAUUACACGGAUGACGCUUUGGGACGUCACCUGGCCGUAACUCUGCAGGAUCGGAGCUGUAUUCAUAGCUGGAGGGACAGCUCACAGUGCAUUUGAUGAUGAUUAUUUUUUCAGCUCAUUACUCACACUGGCAGGUUUGGUGUAAUGCUGCAUAUCCAAACUUGACUUGUCAAAUUGAGAAUAGAUCAGCAGGUGUUAUCAAAUCCUCAGUUGAGAUUUGCUGAACUGCCUCAGGUGCAAAAACGUGAAUGUGCUUUCAAUGCUGGCACAUCGUGCUAAGAUGUGUUUUGGUUUGAUUCAUUAGUUCGUUCUCUGCUUGUGUUUCUAAAAGUGCUGCCAGAGGGAUCUCCUCUUGCACAUAGACUGUUUAGUCAUGCCCUUCCUCUUAUCAUGAACAGCACAGACAGCCUGCUUACCUUCCUCUGAAUCUGUCCGUUCCUCUUUCCUCUAGUCUUCGUGAGGUUGUUCAGGACCAGUCUGUGAAACCCAAACUCCAGUGCCUGAUGGUGGAUCCAUCGUUCUCCAUGGUAACAGUUCAGAGCGAAGACAGUGGGAUUGUUUGGGAGACAGCAUCGAGCCGCUGUUCUACACCCUGGGCCUCUGAGACCAGCUCGACCUCUGAGGCCUACAGCAUGGAGGGGUCUGGAGCUGCAGGGAAAAUUACCAUUGUCUUUGACGAGGAGAAAGUCGUCCGCAGGAGGACAAGGUCUGGAGGAAGGAGCAGCAGGCUGGGAGACCGACUGAGCCGACCUGGUAGCUCAAGAUCGGCUUCAGCUUUGGGAGUGGAGAGACCAGAGAUGUCGGAGGUGUCUCUCCCCAAUGUGAAACCAGAGAAAACUCCUACAGAGCCAGACUUGGAGGACAUCAGAAACAAAGAUCAGCAGCUUUUUAGUUUGAUUUCAGAGGGUUAUGAGAUUCUCAAUAUUAGAGUCCCCUCAAAACUUCCCACUGUGGAUGAGGAGGAGAGCACAGAGCUGCAGGACAAUCUAUCUUAUCUGGAUCAGACUCCUAAGAUCAAGUCCAAAAACAACCAUAUCUGGAGACAGCAACAGGACGAUGACAUGCUACAGGAUGAGGCAGAUCUGAACAACCAAGAGGUAUUUGCAUAUUUAGUAAAUUGAUGAUUUGAGAGGUUUUACAGAGUGCUUUUGGUUGUGAUGCAAAGGAAUACUCUCAUGUGUUUUGUUCAUUUCUGUUUAAAACACCCUGUUGCUCUGGUUCAAAGUCAUUUAUUGUGAUAUUCUCCUCAGCCCUCAGAGCAAGACUCAUCUCAGCAAGCUGCAGACACAGAGCUAAGUAAGACACCCACUCCAAAAGACAGCACCGGUGAUAUAGACUACUUUGAAAAGUUCACCCUGCUUGAUGUGGGUGUUCCUGGGGACCUAGCUCCGCAGCUGGAGGAGGAGGAAGCAGAAAAGCCUGAAGGGACGCCCCAAGAAGAGGAGCAAAAGCCUGCUAAAGAGACAGCCACAGACAGCCCCACUGCAUCAGAAGACUCUUUCGUCUUUGUCACAGAUGUGGAGAUUGUUGGGGAACACCUUGAUGAAGUCUUCUAUGGAGAAGGAGCCCCUCCUGGCUCUCUGCAGAGGAGAGACAAAGCAGAGGGUCGUGGAGGAAAGAGAAUGAGACGCGAGAGUCAGAGAUCUCUGAAGGAGAGUGGUUCAGUGUUGUUUGGCAGUCAAGAAACCAUCCUCACACCCAUCUUUAUCUCCCCUGGACCACCUAAGAUCAUAGACCCAAUUCUGCUGGAGGAGCCCACUGCCAUGUCUUUCAUGUACUCAGACCUGUAUGAGGAUGCUUUAGGGGAGAGGAGGACAAGUGACGAGGAAUACUCCGAGGCAGAGAGCGUAGCUUCUGAGAAGUCUUACAAAAGGCGUCUCUCAGAUUCAGAGGAGACUGACGGCUAUUUGGAGAAAUUCACUUUGAAGGACGAAACUCCAGCAGCAGAAGUUGAGGUUGAACCAGAGACAGUGGAGGAUGAAGGAGACGGGAGAAUGAUGUGGCCGCAGAAUAAGUUUGAAAUGACAGGAUGUCUGACGAGGGUGAUCCAAGAGGAAGGUGAGGACGAGUCAGAAACCAAGGAACCAAAGACACUGGAGAGCAGCGCUGAAGAAAAGUCUGAAGACUUAAAACCAGAGGCAACAGAAGAGAAAGUCGAAAAAGGCGAAGAAAGAGCAGAAGAGAAGGAAGAGAUAAAACUGACCGAGGAGGAGCCUGUCAGUGAAGCCUCACAAGAAUUAGCUUUGGACGAGAUGAAGGUUCAGGAAGUGAAACAAGAGGGCAGCACUGAUGAACCACUUCCUGAAACCCAGCAGGUGGACAUAAAAGCUGAGGAAACACAGGAGAGUGAGGAGCAUCAGAGAGGAGUGACACCAGUAACAGCUACUGAACCUAUCACUGACACUGAACAGCCAGACCAGAUACCAGAUGAGGCAGAAAAGGUGGCACAGGCUGUGGCUGAUGCUGUGGAGGAGACAACUGUGAUAACACCUGAGAGUAUUAAGAUUCCUGAAAUCACCACAGAACCUGAAAUACUAACAGAAGAUGCAAUUGCUGAUGUUGAAGUGAUGGCUCCUGAAGAUAAAGUAAUAACUGAGGCUGCUGCAGAGGGGUCUGAGGAUAAAGUACAAGACCAGCUCACUCUCGCUGAAACAGAGGCAUCGGUUGUAACAUCCCUGAAAGAAGCUGCAGAAGAUACUGCGACCGUCGAGGUUACCACCGACUCUGAUUCUACAGUACAAGCAGUCGUGGAGGUCACAGAAAAAGCAUUGGAUGAAAAGGAGAUUCAGACUCAAGUUCAGAUUGAUCUCAAGGAGGUAACAAGCGUUGAGGAGACAGAAGUUCAAGCAGCGGUUGUAGGUGAAGAAGAUCAUGGAGCCAAGACUGCAUCACCUGAGAGCCAUGUGCCUGAACUUACUAAGGAAGCUGACCUAGUGUUGGAGGAUAAAACUGAGAUUUCAAGUGAGGACAAAGACGCAAAGACGGAUUCAGAUCAGAAAGUGGAUGACAUCUUUGAAUUGGAGCAGCAACAAGAAGAGGCACCAAAAGAUGAGAGUGCUACACCUGCAGAGGAAUCUGGAGUUGAUGAUCAGGAAGUGGUGAGUGUGGGUGAUGAGGUCUUCGUCCUUGUGCCUAAAGGACAAGCAGUGGAGAUGGACAUAGAGGUCGGUCAGCUGCUGGAGAAGACAAGUGAUGUGGAAGCACCCACUGAGCCUGAGGGUGCAGGUGAACUUCCAAUCGCACCUGAAUCUGUCAUGGAAGUCCCUGAUGGUCUCCAGGCUCAAAACAAGGAGACAAUUACAGAGUCUAACCUGGAGGUAAAACAAGAUGUUAUAAAAGAAGAAGUAAAAUCAGAACCUGUUGUAAGAGAAAUUAAACCAGAAGAUGUUGUGAAGGACGAAGCAAAACCAGAAAUGGUUAAAGAAGCAGAAAAAAUAGAAGAAUCAGAAGAACAACAAGUUGUUGUGGUUAAGGAAUCUGAAAAAACAGACGUUGUUGUUAUUGAAGCAGAAAAAACAGAAGUUGUUGAAGAAGCAGAAAUACCAGAAGUUGUUGGAGUUGAAAAAGUAGAAAAACCAGAGCUUGUUGUUGUAAAAGAUGCAGAACACACAGAAGUCGCUGGAAUAAUAGAUGCAGAUAAACCAGAAGUUGUUGAAGUUAAAGAACCAGAAAUAACAGAAGUUGUUGAAGAAGCAGAAAUACCAAAAGUUAUUGAAGAAGCAGAAAAACCAGAGGUUGUUGUAGUUGAAGAAACAGAAACAAACGAAAUUGCUGUUGUUAAAGAAGCCAUAAAAACAGAGGUUGUUGUAGUUGAAAAAUCAGAAAUUCAAGAUGUCAUUGAGGCAGAAAAACCUGAAGUUAUUGUAAAAGAAGCAGAAAAACCAGAGGUUGUUGUAAUUGAUAAAUCAGAAAUACAAGAAAUCACUGAAGCAGAAAGACCUGAAGUUAUUGUAAAAGAAGCAGAAAAACCAGAGGUUGUUGUAGUUGACGAAGCAGAAAAAAAUGAAAUUGCUGUUGUUGAAGAAGCAGAAAAAACAGAGGUUGUUCUUGUAAAAGAGGAAGAAAAAACAGAAGUUUUUGUAGUUAACGAAUCAGAAAUUCAAGAUGUCAUUGAGGCAGAAAAACCUGAAGUUAUUGUAAAAGAAGCAGAAAAACCAGAGGUCGUUGUAGUUGACGAAGCAGAAAAAAAUGAAAUUGCUGUUGUUGAAGAAGCAGAAAAAACAGAGGUUGUUCUUGUAAAAGAGGAAGAAAAAACAGAAGUUUUUGUAGUUAACGAAUCAGAAAUUCAAGAUGUCAUUGAGGCAGAAAAACCUGAAGUUAUUGUAAAAGAAGCAGAAAAACCAGAGGUCGUUGUAGUUGACGAAGCAGAAAAAAAUGAAAUUGCUGUUGUUGAAGAGGCAGAAAAAACAGAGGUCGUUGUUGUAAAAGAAGCAGAAAAAGAAGAAUUUGUUGUAGUUAAAGGAGCAGAAAUACAAGAAGUAAUUGAGGAAGAAAAACCUGAAUUUAUUGUGAAAGAAGAAGAAAAACCAGAGGUUGUUGUUGUAAAAGAAGCAGAAAAAGAAGAAUUUGUUGUAGUUAAAGACUCAGAACAAGAAGUUAUUCUAAAAGACAGAGAAAAAUCAGAUGUUUUUGCUUUUAUAGAGGCAGAAAAGCCAGAAAUAGUUGUAGUUAAAGAUUUAGAAAAACAAGAAGUCGUAGAUAAAGAAUCAGAAACCACAGAUUUUGUUGAGACAGAAAAAACAGAAUAUGUACAAGAAGAAGCUAAACUUCGAAAUGAGUUUGACAACAGGUACUCUCCUCUUGCACCUUUGGAGGAAGUGGGAAUAGAGGAGAAGAAACUAACACAGGAAUUUGAAGAAGAUGAAGGUGUUUUUUCUCCUUUAAGAAGCUCUACCCCCCAACUGGAUUUGUCUAGCCUACAUAGAGAUGAUCUACAGAGGUCAGACAUACCAGAUACAGAAAAAAAUACAGAACAACAUGAAGACAUAUACAAAGUGGAGGAUGUCCAAGAAAGAAUCAUUCUUACAGCGGAUACAAGCCCAGAGAUAAAUGUUUUCAGAGAGGAGCAAGCUGAGGCAGUUACAGAAGUAGCAGUGGAGGAGUUCGAGUAUGAGAUGAUAACUGAACAGGAUGCAAAAGAUAUGCCACAACAAGAACCACAGAAAGAUGAAGAGGAACCAAAAGCUGAGACAGUUCAGAAGAGAGAGGAGAGGAUGGAGAAGGAGGUGAAGUUGGAGAAGAGAAAAGAAGUGUUUGAUCUGUUCCCAGAGGAAGAGUUGAUUGAGGCUGAUUAUGAAAUCAUUGAUGAAGAGGAGGAGAGCCAGGCCCGCCAAGCAGCUGAACUGCAGGGAUUGGACUGGUUCUGUUUCACAUGUGGAUGUUUGCUGUCAAAGGAUGACCGUGCAUCUGGAGAGCAUCACAGCCAUGAGGUGACUGCUGUGGGUGAUGCUUUCGAGGGAAUUAAGGUAAUACAACUCAUGUGAAUAAUAUUGUUCUGAAUAUAUUAACCAGGGUGGCUGUGGCCGAGGGGUAGAUUCAAUACUGCAGACAUGCAUUAGUGCUUUGACCAUCAGUAAAAAAGUGUGUGUCUGUGUGUGUGUGUAUUAAAGGAUGAAUGUAGCAGUGUGAGAGUGUUUUGAAGAGUGGGGAGCUAUAAAACCUCACACUGCUGCACUGCUACCUAACCAUUUUAGUAAACAAACAUUUUACAAUGAGUGUUUUUCAAAACUAUGUUCUAGUGCAGAAAAUAUGAGUUUGAACUGAUUACAUGGUACAGAAGUUUGCAGUUUUAACCACUGGAUAUGGAGUGGAAGCAAAUUUAGAAAUGUGAUUGAUGUUGACAUACUACAUACUCAAAAAUGUUAAUAAAAUAUAAGUAAAAUUAUAUCACACUGCAGACAUUACAGAAGUCCAUUAGAAACUUUGGAUGUUGAAGUUAAGUUUGUUCUUACUCUAACUCACAUUUGAGUCAGAGCGUUUUUCUUAGAUUGCUUUGACAUUAUUGUUUUUGGUGGAAACUCUAAAUUACUUGUAGUUAAGAAAACAGACCAUACAUUGCACAUAUUAGGUAUUUUUGUGCUAUUGGCCCUGUUAGAUAUGUUCUUUGGUACUGGUAUUAUACAAAUUUGUGGGUUAGCUAUCACAUUGUGUGAUUAAAAUAAUUCAUGAAUAUGCAUCAAGGUCUAGAAGAGUGUAAGAAACGAAAACAGUUCAGUUCUGCAUGAAAGUAAAUAUAUGUAGUAUAUAUAUAUAUAUAUAUAUAUAUAUAUAUAUAUAUAUGUAUAUAUAUAUAUAUAUACAUAAUAUUUCUUAUCCAAUUUGCUCUGUCUGAGGCUUCAGGGAUGUUGGACUAUUUUGCAGACAGCAUGCUGUAGUUCUCAUGUCUGAUGUUAGACUGUCACAAAGAGCGGCUCAUUACCGCACACUGUUUCUACCAGUGUAAUAAGAACAUACAGCUCCAUCAUCACAUACUCUACUGGCAUCAGAUCAGGACAGCAGAUAAUAAAGCAGCCCUGGAUUAACAGGCUGCAUGCUCACAAGUUGCCUGCAGGCUGCGACCAGACACAUUGAGCUGUUGUGAUGUAAUGCUCCGCUUUGAUCGGUGGAAAGGUCCGGCGUGACAUCAUCAAGAGGAGACUGAAAUCUGAUCUGUUCACAGACACUAACCCCUAUGGGUUAGCAGAGGGUCAACGCUCUACUUUUUAAAACUGGUGUCAAUAUUAAAGCUUCUUCUAGCAAUCUAAAAGGAAACCAUUUGUCCUGAACCUGCAGAAUUACAAAGACAUUUUCUAGUAUUUGCUCUAGACUAGAGAGAAAAAAUUUACUUCUCUACAAGACAUGUCAUUCUCCAGAAGCCCUAAACCAAAGGAUACCUGAAAAUGAUCUAAUGACAUUUCCAAAUGAAAUUGGAACCAGGUCAUGUACAAGCGUGAUGUUAUGCUGUUUCUACAUAUGAGAAACAUUGACAGCUGUACUGUAAACAAGAAGACAAUUAAUCAUAGUUAUUGGUACUCCUGAUUUUAGCACCAAGAAGAGUAUUUACAGAUUUUUAACUGGGAGGAACCAUGACAUGUUUACCAAAACAACUUCAAAAGGAGCUGAAAUACAGAGUGUACUCCCUCAACUCCUUAGGCUUGGAGGGGGUGCAAGCAGGCUCACACGCACACAUAUCCACCUGUUUUCUAAGUUGUUGCAGUGGUGUGGCAAGGAGCCCCAAAAGGGGCAGGGAGCGAUAAGUGACACACUUGACCCAGUUAAAUGAUCCACCGGUGCUCAAGCGCUGACAGGGGAUUACCAACGCUCCUCUAACUGGAAUGCUGCUGAUUUCCCUUAAAGCUGCAGAACAUAGUGAUUUAACAGUAACACUUUAUUUGACGCCUGUCUCUAUAACGCAUUAUAAAUAUAUGUAUACGUGUUGUAAUCAUGUUAUAGCACUGUAUAACUAUAGUUAUAAACACUCAUAAAUGAUCAAAAUGCUUUAUAGCAAUAAUCACAACACAUUAUAAAGCAUUUUAUCAUGACUCACAAAGUCAGGUAUUAUAAUGUGUUAUAACUGUUAACAACUCCCUGAAAAUGCCCACAUAGAUAAUGUAAUGCAACUGUUAUUAACAGUUAUAACACAUUAUAAUACCUGACCUUAUAAGUCAUGAAAAUAUGCUUUAUAAUUUGCUAUGAUUAUUGUUUUAAGGGAGUGUUUAUAACUACAGUUAUACAGUGCUAUAACAUGAUUAUAACACAUCAUACAUGUAUUUAUAAUGCAUUGUAGAGAUAGGCGUCAAAAAAAGUGAAAAAAUAAUAAUAAUAAUAACCAGCACUUGUCUACCGUCACCUGGGAUCCCACAGACCUAUCAGGUGGCCUGAGUGAAAGUUAAAAAAAGAGUAAGAUAGUACUAUUGGUCAGUCAUCUUCUUAGAUAUGUUGUGGUUGUUAUGCAGCUAGAGACUCAAAAAGAGGAAAGACAGUAUUUACUUGCAAUGGUCAGACUGCUCAAACCUUAUAUUAGCUCCAGGUGAAUUUUUGCAGUCUAUUUGUAGUUUGUAGCAGUUUUUUCACUUCAUUUCCGCAGACUUACCUUUGAUUCUAAGUUCGUCUCCAAGAUAUGUGUGUGAUAUGUAUCACAUGAUAUGUAUAUUUGAUGUAUGUUUUUAUGUGUUAUUAGGAGAAGCUGGGUGACUGGAUCUCAGAGCUGCAAGGGAGAUCAGAGAACAUCGAGGACCUGGUGUCUGAGCUCGAACUGGGCUACAACUCUGUAGAGGUAAAACAUGCUGACUAUGGGAUAUAGAUUUGAUACUGAAAAAAGAAGUGCAUUAAAAUGAAAUGCACCAUCAUCAUUUAUAGACACCAGUAUGUGCAAUACACUGUAAUUUAUUUAAGAGAUACGCCGUGGUAACUUUUAUUUUUCUUUAAAUAAUGCAGUGUUUUUCACUCCCUCUCCUCUGGACUAGGACCAGUGUGUCGAGUGUGAGGCAACGAUGCAGGCACAGAAUGAUGAAAUGAUGGCUCUGGUGAUGGAACAGUACAACAACAUGUCCAUCAGUAUGGAAGAGGAAAAGAAGGCCAAGCUGGAGCAGCUAUAUGACCAGAUCGUCUCCUUCCAGGAGAGCAUUGACUCAGCCAAGGUCACUCUGGACACCACGGCCAGAGAAGCUGAGACUGAUGCACGGGUGAGGCUUUAAGGCAGUAUCAGAUUUGAUCAGUAAUUGUCCAGUCAUUAUCUAUGUCACAUAUCUGAUCAACCCCUUUUUUGGUCUUUUCUCUUACCAGUCACCUGAGGAGAUUCAGUUAAGGUAAUGUGCUUAUGCUGAGUAGCCUCUAGAGAGAAAGCUAAUGCUGUUUUUCUCUGACUUUUUAAAUGACACUGAAAACAUUUUUAUACCUUUCUUCAAACUAGCAUUUUUCCCAUUUCUCUAAAAUGUGUUAUAAUUACAUCUGUGCUUAAGGAAAGCAACCUAAACCCACUAAUAACCUUUCCACCUUUCCUCAGCAAAACUCUAGAGGAGGUUGAUGAUACAUAUCAGUCUGGUUUUAGAUUAAAUCCUCGCACUGAAAAAGUACUUAUCAAAAUGACUCAGAGGACAAAUGUCUUAGUUUUACUUGAUCUCACAGCUGCUAAAAGAGAGGAAGUUUUAUACUUCACCAGAUAACUUCAAAAGUUAUCUCUGGUGUUCCACAGGGAUCAGUCCUUGGUCCCCUCCUCUUGAAUUUAUACUCGCUCCCACUCAGUACAACACGAUACGUAAAAAGCAUGGUAUGUCACACCAUUCAUAUGUUGACGAUACCCAGUUAUACAUUUACCUUUCACUCAGUAAUCUCAGUCCUAUUACCAAACUGUUAGACUGUCUAAAUAUCAAAUCUUAAACAUCCGUAAGCUUUGUAAGACUUCACUCAGACAAAACUGAAAUAAUCUGUGUCUUUGAAAUACAGUGAUUAGGCCUGAAAUGUUGGUGUAAAUUUAGACUUAGAUUUUUGCUCUGAAAACCAAAUUACCCAAUGACUGGGACAGUGUUUCAAAAAAAAAAAAACAUUUAAAAAAUGUCUAGAAAAUACAACCGUUCAUGUUUCAAACCGAUACAGAGAAAUUAGUUCACACAUUCAUUUCAACCAGGCCAGAUUACUGCAAUGCCCUGUAUGCAGGACUAUACAUACAAUUUGUGGGAUGGUUCCAGCUGUUCCAGAACACAUCAGCCAGAGUCCUGCCAAGAAAAUGUGAACAUAUCACUUCUGUUCUCAAAUCACUUCACUGGCUCCUCGGUCAAUACAGAAUCACUUUCAUAAUCCUAUUAUUAGUCCAUAGAGCUCUCAAAAGUUAAACUCUACUUCUGACCUUCUCACAGAAAACAACCCGAUCUGCCCCCUCAGGUCAUUGGAUGAAAGUCUUUUAACCUUUAAUCAGAUCAAAGCCUCGCUGGAAAGACCUGCAGAACUGAGGUCCAUCACCACUGCCUCAACUUCAAUCCUAUUCCUUUUCCAAAGUGCUAAAAUUGUUACUUUGUGAGGGUGUGAAUUUAUUUGGUUGGUUUUCUGUGCAAAAUUGCUUUUGCUUUUAUUGAAUUUACAUAGGUUCUGGACUGCAGAGGUACAACCGAUAUAGUUUGUGCAAAUAUACUGAAAAUUUAGGUGCAGGAAAAGAAGGUUUUUGACCCUGACCUGUGGCUGUUGCCAAAGCUUAAAUGCUUUGUCUGUGUGGUCAGGCUAAAGGAAGCUCUGGACUCCGCCAUGUCACUGGAGCUGGGUCCUAGGGGGCUGCUGGUGUUCGAGGACUACGCCAAAGGCAACACUUCUAGCUCCCACCUCACACAGCGCAAGGGAAUCCCAGGUAGGUUUUUACAUAAACGUGUAUUUUCAGAUCCAGCUGACAUAAAUACACCUCCAGGAAGUCUUGUGCAUGUAUGAAGUGGUUUUGGUUCUAAUGUAUAUCCUCUUUUCUGUGUUUUAGUGCCUCAGAGGCCCACCUUGCAAGUUCAGGAGGCCGGCUCAGCCUCCAGCACCAGUGUCACAGUUUACUGGAAAGUCAAUCCUGGAGACAUUAUUGACUGUUUCCAAGUCUACUGCAUGGAGGAUCCACAAGGAGGUAAAUACUGAAAGCACGGUGUAAAUGCAAGGGUGUACUUUUUCAAAAUGCCCUUUUUUUUCUAAAACCACUGGUGCUUGUGUUGUGGCUGUUGCUGCUUCAGCCGUGUCGGAGGAAUACCGUGUCACAGUGAAGGAGAGUUACUGCGUCCUGGAGGAGCUGGAGCCUGACAAGACCUACAAGGUGUGGGUGAUGGCUGUCAACUACACAGGCUGUUCUCUGCCCAGUGAGAGACUUCGCUUCAGAACAGGUCAGUCCACAACAGGAGCUGAAGUGCCACAGCACAUCAUCUUUGUUUGAAAAUACAGGAUUAUUUUUCACUGGCAUUAUGAAGGGAGUUCAGACUGUUUCAGCCGGUCAGUGUUUGAUUUUAAUCUUUGUCAUAUAACAAUAGACCCAACAAACAGAUGGCACUUGAAAUCACAAAGCACAUUUCACUCUUUUAUUAAUAUCUUUUUCUCUUUUUGCAGCUCCAUCAGUGCCAGUGAUUAACACAGAGCUCUGUACUGUCAUGUGGGAUUCAACCACACUGAGGUGGAGCGCAGCAAAACAGACUCCAGAACAGACUUUCACUGUGGAGUACUGUCGUCAAUAUGAACUUGAGGGAGAAGGGCUCAGGUGGGUGUUUUUUUUUUGUUACCAGUUAGAUACCAAGAGACAAAGUAUUUUGAAUACAAAUAAAUCUGUUUUUCAUGCAACUAGCUGGAUACAAUAUCUACAAAAACCUGGGGUACUCAUGUGCGUACUUUUCAUUUAUGUAUGUGAAUGUAUGUCUGUAUAUUUGAUGUUGUCUUACCAGGACGAUCUCAGGUAUCCAAAGCUGUGAACAGAGGGUUCUCCUGCAGCCCAAUGAAAAUUAUCUUUUUUACAUCAAAGCUGUGAACGAGGCAGGAGCCAGUGAGCAGAGCGAGGCUGCUCUCAUUUCCACCAAAGGUAACAAAACAUACGCAUAAACUCUCAAUUCUUAUUGUGUGCAACAUAACAAACUCUGUUUUUUUUUCUGAACUGUGUUUGUUUUCAGGAACUAAGUUCCGCCUGCUGAAAGCCACUGCUCACCCAGCUUUAAAGCUGUCAGCAGAUGAGACCACCAUCCACUACGCUCAGGACACACCUGAAAAGACCUUGUCUGCUGACAAACGGUUAGUUGCAUUCAGCUCCUUUAAAUCUAAGGAACUUUUUCAGCUACAUUUGUUAACCAGAGUUUGUUUGUUUUCCAGGUGUCCAUUCAUCCUGGGGGAGCUGUUGCCAUGUACAGGUCAGUACUACUGGGAGACCAUUGUGUCUGGAAGCACAGCAUACAGGCUUGGAGUGAUGUCCAGUUCAGCCAAUAGGAACAGUCAACUGGGGGAGAACAGCGCGUCGUGGUGUUUGCAGUGUAUCCCUACACCAUCAGGGUAUGUAGCAAACAUUCUGAAGGACUGAUUUCACUUUUCAUGGCUUUUUAUUUGAUCUGAAGGUAAAUCCUAUACCUCUCUUACUCUGCUCUUCACCAGCUGCAGGUAUCAGCUGCUCCACAAUGAUGUGCACUCCAGUGUGUUUGUGAUUGACAUGCCUGAGCGGGUGGGCACCCUCCUGGAUUACCAGCUUGGUCGUUUAUGUUUCUACAAUGCCCAAACUGGUCAGUUGCUAGGAGCUUUCUGCCAAGGUUUCACCCAGCCGUGUCACCCUGCUCUGGCCCUGGAGAUGCCGGGUCGCCUGGGGAUCAGCAUGGUGCCGGAGGUGCCAGAGUUUACAAAGGACAGCUAGCUCUGCCACCAGCCUCACACACUGAGGAGUUUACAGUCCAUGUCCGACAUGAAAAUCACAGACAUGACAGGACUAAAGAUAUUCUAGUAAUCACUGUGAGGAGUACAAUACACUUGAUCUGAGUUUCCUGAAGUCCCAUCACUCGUCUAUGAGUUUGCACGUGUUG
This is a messenger RNA of Xyrichtys novacula (pearly razorfish), 12994 nucleotides long. Lineage: Eukaryota; Metazoa; Chordata; Actinopteri; Labriformes; Labridae. The record is from the annotation of a GenBank genome assembly.